AAAUCCGCUAUGCAACCGUGUACUGGAAUAGAGCUCAAAAAACACUUCAGGUCAAGAAUAUACUGGACAGGAGUGGAGAUGCCUAUGGUUUCUACAACAACACUGUACAGACAACAGGCUGGGGAGUGCUGGAGAUCAGAGCCGGUUAUGGCAGUCAGACCUUAAGCAAUGAAGAUAUCAUGUAUGCAGCUGGCUUCUUGGAAGGCUAUCUCACAGCUCCGCACAUGUAUGACCAUGCUGCAAAUAUGUAUCCACAGUUAAUUAAGAAUCCCACCGUUCGAAGUGGAGUUCAGAAUUUUAUGGCGAAACAAGAUCAAUGGACAAGACAACAAAUCAGAAAUAAUAAGGAUGACCCCUUUUGGAGGCAUGCUGGCUAUAUUAUUGCCCAGUUGGAUGGUCUGUACAUGGGAGCCCUCGAGUGGGCUAAACUACACAAACAAACAGUAAGAUUACUGCAUCUCUCUUUCA
Antrostomus carolinensis (chuck-will's-widow) is the source of this 468-nucleotide messenger RNA. Its product is annotated as phospholipase-B 81-like. Gene Ontology annotation, biological process: phospholipid catabolic process. The transcript is spliced from 3 exons. The annotation marks the transcript as partial. Lineage: Eukaryota; Metazoa; Chordata; Aves; Caprimulgiformes; Caprimulgidae. Gene Ontology annotation, cellular component: extracellular region. The record is from RefSeq and is a predicted model, not a curated record. Gene Ontology annotation, molecular function: glycerophospholipase activity.